UUAUCAGACAUAACCAGAUUGCUGUGGGGGCAGGAAGCACUGACAAGAACAGAUCCUGCUUGGGAUAUAAGGAGAAGCAAAACCCCUCCUGGUUAAACUUAGUGUUUGAGCUGGUCAUGUGGAUGGGACUAACCCUGGGUUGGAGCCGCAUUACCUGUGUCCUAAGUGUGUACACAGGGGUCUUGUACACUGGCUUCCUCUGCCUGCAUGCUACAGUACCAAACCCGAAUCUGGAUGUUUGUUCCACCUGUCACAUUAAUGCUUCAUGCACAACAAAGGAUGGACUGAAAACCUGCACCUGUAACUAUGGAUUUUAUGGAAAUGGAAGGAGUUUCUGCACAGAUAAAAAUGAAUGCCAAAUGGGGUCUUUGAAGAUCUGUGGGAACUAUACGACUUGUUAUAAUACGUAUGGCAGUUAUUACUGUACGUGCAAUGAAGGAUACAGACCAUCCAACAAAAUGGAGUCAUUCAUUCCAAAUGACGGAACUCACUGUAUGAUUGUCAAUUGUGGAUCACCACCAUCGCUACUGAACACACUGUAUCAACCAGUUAGCACAACCUAUGGAAGUACAGUUGUGUACCAGUGCCAGGUUGGCUAUGUCCUUAUAACAGGAAAUGACACAUCAGUCUGCUCUGCCCAGGGGCAGUGGGAAGGAGCAAACCUGGAAUGUGAAGCUGUUGACUGUGGAUCACCACCAACUUUACCAAACACUGUGUCAUAUCCACCACACAACACAACCUAUGGAAGUACAGUUAAAUACCGGUGCCAGGAUGGCUACGUCCCUGUUAGAGAAAAUGAUACGUUAAUCUGCUCUGCACAGGGGCAGUGGGAAGGAGCAAAGCUGGAAUGUAAAGCUGUUAACUGUGGAUUACCACCAACUUUAUUAAACAUGAUGUCCAGUCAACCAAUCAACACAACCUAUGGAAGUGCAGUCACAUACCAGUGCCAGAUUGGCUAUGUCCCUGUGAGAGGAAAUGACACAUCAGUCUGCUCCGCACAGGGACAGUGGGAAGGAGUAAACCUGGAAUGUGAAGCUGUUGAGUGUGGACCUCCUCCAGUCUUACAGAAUACUGUCCAGUAUCUACCAAGUAACACAACAUUUGGAAGUACAGUCAUGUACCAGUGCGAGGUUGGCUAUUUGCAUGUGAAAGGUAAUGUCACAUCUGUCUGCUCCAUCCAAGGACAAUGGGAAGGACCACACCUGGAAUGCAAAGCUCUGGACUGUGGAUCACCACCGGUUUUACUGAACGCACUGACUCAUCGACCAGUCAACACUACCUAUGGAAGUACAGUCAUGUACCAGUGCUGGGUCGGCUAUGUCCCUGUGAGGGGAAACGUUACAUCAGUUUGCUCUGCCCGGGGGCAGUGGGAAGGAGCAAACCUGGAAUGUGAAGCUCUGGACUGUGGAUCACCACCGGCUUUACCGAAUGCAAGGCCACAUCGACCAGUCAACACUAGCUAUGGAAGUACAGUCAUGUACCAGUGCCGGGUCGGCUAUCUCCCUGUGAGGGGAAACGUUACAUCAGUUUGCUCUGCCCGGGGGCAGUGGGAAGGAGCAAACCUGGAAUGUGAAGCUGUUGAUUGUGGAUCACCGCCAUCUUUACUGAACACACUGUACCAUCAACCAGUCAACACAACCUAUGGAAGUACAGUUGUGUACCAGUGCCAGGUUGGCUAUGUCCCUGUGAGAGGAAAUUACACAUCAGUCUGCUCAGCCCAGGGGCAGUGGGUAGGAGCAAACCUGGAAUGUGAAGCUGUUGACUGUGGAUCACCACCAUCUUUACUGAACACACUGUCCCAUCGAAGAGUGAACACAACCUAUGGAAGUAAAGUUGUGUACCAGUGCCAGAUUGGCUAUAUGCAAGUAACAGGAAAUGACACAUCAGUCUGCUCUGCCCAAGGGCAGUGGAAAGGAGCAAACCUGAAAUGUGAAGGUCUGUGCUCCAAUACGUUUCUGAGCCUGAGUUAAACUGAAUCUAUGUAGAAAUAAU
Molecule: messenger RNA, 1992 nt
Organism: Rhincodon typus (whale shark)
Lineage: Eukaryota; Metazoa; Chordata; Chondrichthyes; Orectolobiformes; Rhincodontidae
Product: sushi, von Willebrand factor type A, EGF and pentraxin domain-containing protein 1-like
Exons: 11
Coding region: 117-1970 (617 amino acids)
Molecular function (GO): calcium ion binding
Source: RefSeq, a predicted model, not a curated record